This is a messenger RNA of Thlaspi arvense, 570 nucleotides long. NCBI's taxonomy places the organism in Eukaryota, Viridiplantae, Streptophyta, Magnoliopsida, Brassicales, Brassicaceae. The record is from the annotation of a GenBank genome assembly.
AUGCGGGAUUUGGCUUCUGCUCGCUUGAUCGAUUUCGAAUCGAAGCUUGAACUGAUCAGAGGUGGAGGAGGAUCGAUAAAAAUAGGAGCAACAGGAACAGUCGCAACUCUAAUGACUCGAGAGCUAGACUCCAUGAAACAGCCUUCCCCUCAGACUCCAACAUCGAAACCCAUUAGAACAACAAUCCCUGUCUCAGUAGACUGUGGCACAUCUUCUACAACUCCAAGAAGACAGAAAGCAAGAAAGUCAUCAGACGAAGCUAGCAGCAGCAGCAGCAACAAUGUUAGAACACCAAAGGGUCACAGUGCCAAAAGCAGUAAUCAGCUUCCAAUGGUUGGCUCUGAUAAUGUUAGAACACCAAAGGGUCACAAUACCAAAAGCACUCAUCAGCUUCCAAUGCUUGGAUCUGAUAAUGUUUCGUUGCAAGGAACACCGAGGAGAGAGAAGAGAAUGAACAUUGUGGAUAUUGUGGAUGUGAAAUGCGGGAAUCCAGAUCGAGCUUGGGCUAAUCCGAUAACCAGUAGACUCAAGAAGCUUGGCUUCUCUAAGCUCAAUGAGAGCAUUGUUUAA